Molecule: messenger RNA, 1479 nt
Organism: Paramisgurnus dabryanus
Lineage: Eukaryota; Metazoa; Chordata; Actinopteri; Cypriniformes; Cobitidae
Product: RING finger protein 122
Biological process (GO): ubiquitin-dependent protein catabolic process
Cellular component (GO): nucleus
Molecular function (GO): ubiquitin protein ligase activity; zinc ion binding
Source: RefSeq, a predicted model, not a curated record
AUCCAGACGCCGAAUCACAUGAGCGAAGAUCUGUUUACAAACUGAGCAGGAGAGAAGUCACUGGCACCAUUACGUGGAGGCAGAGUUGGCGUAUUGUGCAACAGAAAACACAUAAGACGUUUUGGAGAAUGUGUUGUAGUCUCUAUAUUUUUGGAGCUGAGAUGCCAAGGCAGAUGGUGUGAAGAAGACACAGCCCGAUGCCUCUCACAGCUUGAAUGGGGUACAACCUCACGCUCUGACGGCUGUGUGCCACAGCUCAUCUUUUCCUUUGUUACCGGGGAAAGCGUCUGAUAGGGAUCAUCUUGAGAGGAGACACAGGAAAACAAGCUGACUGGAGGAAAGUGGUUGGCGGCAGCAGAGGAAGGGAUGCCUGUGUGAUCCUGACUUACAGACAACAGACAGGUUCUGCAUAUUGACCAUGGAUGUCAGCAGUCCUCUUGCACUCAAUGUUUAUGACAUCAUUCUUGGGAUAGGCCUCUUCAUCUUCAUGUUGAGCAUGAUCUUCUGUUGUUACCUGCUCAGAUUGAGGCGUCAAAGCACACAGGAACAAUUUGGAUAUAAUGAGGUUGUUCUUAAAGGGCCAGGAAAAAAGUUGAGCCUUCUUGGACAGACCUGUGCUGUCUGCCUGGAGGAGUUUCGGAGUCGGGAUGAACUGGGUGUUUGCCCUUGUUCUCAUGCUUUUCACAAGAAGUGUCUGGUGAAGUGGCUAGAAAUUCGCAGUGUCUGUCCCAUGUGCAACAAACCCAUCUGCAGGCUCCAGCCAGACUCUCCACAGGGGGCUGAAGGGCCUCAAAACCCCCUGGAGGUGUAACAGAAAAUAAACGUUGCUGAUCAGACAUACCCAGGCUUUAGAUGUGUGCCUCACACACCCACGAACAGAAUUUUAAUAACCACCAUGGAAAUGGCAAAUAGCUGACGUAUUCUUAUUCGCCAAAAAACUGGCCCUAUUCACCAAUUUUAAGAUUUUCAGACCGGGAAGGUAGGGGGAUGUGUAGGCUAUUAGUGGAACUAAAGUGAUGUAUGGUAUUUUUGGAGAUAAUGUAGCUUGCAGCAAUACAGAUUGAUACCUUGGACUCACCCAGAAGAGAUGUUUUUAAAGACAAAUAUUCAGAAUCAGUCCUGUGUACAUUACGUAGGCAAUGACGUUCAAUUUAAGAGUGGUAUGGGCCACUGAUACUGUAUAUAACAAUAAAAAGUCCCUAUAAGAGUCCAACUUAGGAAUGCUUAUAGAUUUCAGGUUAUGAAGAGUUCACUGACUUGAGCCUUAGGGAUCUCUGAUCUCAUAAAUCUUUCUCCUGCCAACAUUUUGACAUUUGAGCUCAUAAAUCCACUUGACAGCUUAUGGCCUUGCCGAGAACCCACACUAUUGUACAGAAUAUUAGGAAUACCAAUUUGGGAUGAAAUGGAAAUUGGGUUUUAUUUAUUUAAAGUAGUUGUUUUGUACUAUAUACAUGGUCAAUAAAAUGUUUUUGUGAUGGA